Acytostelium subglobosum LB1 is the source of this 1137-nucleotide messenger RNA. RefSeq lists its product as hypothetical. Lineage: Eukaryota; Evosea; Eumycetozoa; Acytosteliales; Acytosteliaceae. The record is from RefSeq and is a predicted model, not a curated record. The transcript has 2 exons. Gene Ontology annotation, molecular function: chromatin binding. Gene Ontology annotation, biological process: mitotic G2 DNA damage checkpoint signaling. The annotation marks the transcript as partial. Gene Ontology annotation, cellular component: nucleus.
AUGGCAUUGGAAUAUAUAUUGAUUCAAUGUUACAGCUGUUCAAUGUUCCAAGUGAAACAAAAGACCAAAGUCAAUUCAUUCACUUGUGUCAUCUGCCACGAGAAGCAGAGCAUCAUGAGAAUAUAUGGCAUCAGUUAUCAAGCCAAGGAUUUGAGAGAUCUUGUCAAGAAGUACAACCUUGAGCAAGGUCAGAAACGAGAGCGAUCGGCUAAUGAUGAGGAGGAGGAGGGGCACGAAUUCACCUUUGAUGAUGACACCAAUCAACAGAAUAUGAUUCAGCAACCAUUACAGCAAUCAACAAGUGAUUGGAAACAAUACUUUGAUGAUAAUGAUCAAGAUGAAGAGAAUGACCUGAUAAACAAGUAUUACAAUGAGUCUACACACAACAACGACAACAUCGAGGUGACAACAGACAUAAGCACUCUUGGCAAUCAAAAGAAGCGUGCAAGAACUUAUAGUAGUAGAGGAAGGGGCGGAAAGUCUGUGGGAGAUAGGGAGGACACUCUAAAGAAAUCAAGACAACAUAAUGAUCAGCAGAUUACCACAAGCAAAUGCGGAAGCACUGUUGCCAAUAGAAACACUGGAAAGACAUCACAACAACCCUCACAAUCCUCAAGUCUAUCUACAGCACCAUCCUCCUUGGCCUUUCAAUCCAACCAGUCUCCCAACCUCACAGCCAACAACAAACCAAUGUUGGAUCUACAACUCAAACCAACCAAUCAGAACAAGAUGGACUCUCUAUCUUCCAAAGCAUCAUCAUCAUCAUUAUCGUCAUCAUUAUUGUCAUCAUCUCAAUCUUCCUCUUUGUUGGACUCAAAGGGUGUUAAAUCACACUCCAAAGGACAAAUCAACCAACUACCAAUCAAUAGUGUAGACCCUUACUUAAAGGUUUCAAACAACAGUACCGUAUUCUCUCAAAGGAUAUCAGCAACAACCACAACAAAGGAUUCAAGUAGUUCUGCUUCUCACAAUAAUGAGACGACAUUGACACCAUCAACCAAAUCAAAGGCAGUCUGGAAUCAAUUCUUUGACGACGAAGAUGAUCACAAGACCUCUUUCAAUCCUUAUGGCGAUUCAACCACAGAGACGACAGAUAACCAAGAGAAUGAUCAAUUUGAGUUUGUAUUCUCAAGAGAU